Molecule: messenger RNA, 2202 nt
Organism: Penicillium alfredii
Lineage: Eukaryota; Fungi; Ascomycota; Eurotiomycetes; Eurotiales; Aspergillaceae
Product: VPS9 domain-containing protein
Exons: 2
Coding region: 1-2202 (733 amino acids)
Biological process (GO): vesicle-mediated transport
Cellular component (GO): endocytic vesicle; cytosol
Molecular function (GO): small GTPase binding; guanyl-nucleotide exchange factor activity
Source: RefSeq, a predicted model, not a curated record
AUGUCUGGCCCCGAUGGCUCCGGUCCACCUUCUGUGCACUCGGUGCGAUCGUUCACCAGAAUGGAGAGUUCGGACGUGAACAGGACCAAGGCGUCCACCGAACCGGUCGACGCCAACGCGGGCCCGUUGUCAAGGUCUACCAACAAUGAGGGGCAAGAUGCCGGUCCCGAUGUGUUCGAGCGACGCGGAUCUGCGGAUUCUGGCGCUGCAACGGAUGGACAGGGAGAGGAAGGCUUUGUGCUCUCGCGGAGCUUGCAGGAUCCCUCGGAAGAGCUUCCAAUCGAGCUGAUCAGCUUGACCGAUCGGUUUGUCAACUCGCUGAGCGCCAAAGUACACAACUCGCCUCCUACCAUCGAAAAAAUCUCUGAGCUCUUCCAAGUCUUCUACAGCCGUGCCGAGUCUCACAUCGCCACGCACAUCUCCGCGCUUGCAUCUCGCAUCAACCGUGAUUCGUCCCCUCAGGUUCCGGCACGGACUUUGCGGGGAAGUGGUCUAUCAAAACUGAGCAACAAGCGGUCUCAAGACAAUGUCGAACAAGGUGCUUCGGGUCGCCAAAUGCUCACUGCGUCAGAGGUGGCAGAGAGACGAAAAGCCCGCAAGGCUCUUGAAUACAAAAGAGGCGCUCUAGAAGAGGCUGCCGAGCGAAGAGUAUGCGAGCUCGUCUACGACAAGAUUUGGAGGCACAGGAGCACGUUGGAUGAUGUGCGAGAUGAGAAGUUACGUUCAAAGACAGCAGCUUUAUUGCUGGUGGAGAUAAAUUUAAAAGACCUCGGCAUCGACAUCGACAUGUCUUCAAUCGACGAAGGAAAACAGAACGAGGCGAACGAGUAUUUGGCUCAGGCUCGAGAAUAUCUCACGAAAAUGAACGAACAGAAAUAUCCAUUGGGAAAGCUUCAACAACUAGCGGCCGCGCACAAAGCCAUCGUGGAUGCCCUCACCAAGCUUCUUCCCUCCUCAUCUUCUGCAGACGAGAUCCUGCCCACCUUGAUCUAUUCACUUAUCACUUGCCCACCCGAGGGAAUCAAUAUCAUCAGCAACCUGCUCUUUAUUCAGCGGUUUAGGUCUUCCAACAAAAUCGAUGGCGAGACGGCGUACUGUUUGACCAACCUCGAGGCUGCCAUUUGCUUUUUGGAAAAUGUCGACCUAUCCAGCCUGCGUGCCGACGUAGUACCAGAGGGUGCUCUCAAGACCCCGAGUGAGACUACACCAUCCUCCGAACGAGUCGAUCCCUUCCGUCCAACGAAGGAGUCUGCAACCUCGUCUGUAACAACAUUGUCCGCUUCGCCCGAGCUCUCGAAGCCCAACAACAAGGAAAUCCCUUCGACAUUACCCAGGCCACAGCCCCCUGCUGCAUCACACCAGCGACGCAUUAGCAACCUUUUCCAACCACCUGCCAAGGUCCUUGGAGCUGCCAAUGACGCCGUGCGCAACACCGCCGAUCAGAGUUUGAAGAACAUCGGCGCGACGCUGGACAGCAGUUUCAACCUCCUUUUUGGUCGCCUCAAGGAAAUGCAGAUCAACCAAGGACCUAGUUCACAGGGAGGCGGCCCGGUGCUGCCGAAGACACUGGCUGAAGCCCGUCGUCUGGUCACGCUGCCAUCCACUUCUACCAAUAAAGACAUUGGCCAGGAUGACCUCUUAGCAAUCAACCCUUUACCUAUCGACGAUGGCCCCCAGACACACAGUAGCCCCAGCGGCGCGGGGACCCCCAUCGGAGGCGGCACGCCGCGUGAUCGAAGCGUGAGUAGCACGCGAACUCAAGAGAGCAGCAAGCGCUCGAUUGUGGCAUCAUUACGAGACGAGUCUGCCUCGACUCAAUCCCAAACGCCGCCUUCGACAGCCAGCCCGACUCCGCUGGAAUCGGUGCGAAAUUUCGGCAACACCUUCAAUCCCCUCAACCGCCUCCCUGGCAUGAUGAAGAACUUCGGUCGCAAUGCUUCAGAGGCGCCCAGCACCAGAUCCGUAUCUCCAGCAUCGCUGGACCGCAUCAGGCCGUGGCCUGCCCCUGCCCUAGCAGCAGCAGAUAACCGCAGUGGCACAAGCAGCCCGCUCCCUCCGUCUUCUUCGAAGAUCGAUCCUCCGAUCCAGCGUUUUCUGGACACGCAGGACGCGUGCGACCUUCGCAUUGGGGAUGUGGCUGCCCUCCUGGAAGAUUACAAGAGACUCGCGGCGGCACUCUCCAGGCCUACCUCGGAAUCUUGA